Bufo bufo (common toad) is the source of this 1983-nucleotide messenger RNA. RefSeq names its product neuregulin 3 (gene NRG3). NCBI's taxonomy places the organism in Eukaryota, Metazoa, Chordata, Amphibia, Anura, Bufonidae. Bases 1 to 1983 code for a protein of 660 amino acids. Gene Ontology annotation, molecular function: chemorepellent activity. The record is from RefSeq and is a predicted model, not a curated record. Gene Ontology annotation, biological process: nervous system development; intracellular signal transduction; animal organ development. The transcript is spliced from 9 exons.
AUGAGUGAAGUGGCUGCCUCCACCUCAGCACCUGUACGUCCGGCAGCUGCUGAAGAGGCUGCAGGUGGGAACACUACGGAGGAAGAGGAUGGGGCACCAAACCCUCGGGAGGUGCGAUGUAGUGACUGCAUUGUAUGGAACAGGCAGCAAACGUGGCUAUGUGUAGUGCCUCUCUUAAUUGGAUUCAUUGGCUUGGGUUUGAGUCUGAUGCUUCUAAAAUGGAUCGUGGUGGGAUCUGUAAAGGAUUAUGUCCCUACUGAUUUAAUAGAUUCCAAGGGUAUUGGACAGGACCCGAUUUUCCUUUCAAAACCAAGCUCUUUUCCAAAAAGUAUGGAGACUACAACUACUACAACCACCACCAGGACUCCCAAUCAAAUUAGCACCCGUUUAACUACUACGACAAGGGCGCCCACUCGCGUCCCAGGAAGUAGAGUACCUAGCCGGGUAAACUCUAGAACCACAACGGUGCGCCAUGCAGUCGCCACUCCUACAAUUAUCUCCACCACUGCCCCCCUUAGCACGACCACGUUUGUUUCACGCCCACUUCCAGGGACCCCAACCACCCAGCCAAUGCCCAUCUGGCCCACUGCGGAAUAUUCUACCUCUUCUUACAAAAUUUAUCUUCAUGUUUCCACCCAGUCCUGGACACAAUCUCGUUUUCAGGAGUCUACCACUACCACCAACCCAGAAACUACCACUAUGCCCAAAUAUCAUACUACCACCUACAUUACGGAGAGGUCUGAGCACUUUAAACCCUGCAAGGAUAAAGAUCUUGCCUACUGUUUAAAUGACGGUGAAUGCUUUGUUAUUGAAACAUUGACAGCAUCUCAUAAACAUUGUCGGUGCAAAGAGGGCUACCAUGGUGUACGAUGUGACCAGUUCUUACCGAAAACUGAUUCUGUACUAUCUGACCCAACAGACCAUUUAGGAAUAGAAUUUAUGGAGAGUGAAGAGGUAUACCAGCAGCAGAUCCUGUCAAUCUCUUGUAUCAUCUUCGGCAUUGUAUCUGUGGGCUUGAUUUGUGCCGCAUUCUACUGCAAGACAAAAAGGCAAACAAAAAUAAUUCAAGAGCAGUUGAAAGAUGCACAAAAUGGAAAAAGCUAUAGUCUCCACGCAUCUGGUUUGUUAUCAAAAGCAAAGAACUUUGGAGAAAGUAGAUUUCAACUGCAUAGUUAUUCAAAAUCUGACCACAAUCAAGAGCCUAUAAGAGAAAAUGUAAUGGAGUCCAGUUUUUCAGAAACACCACCCUUCUCAGACAGGACAGCAUCAGACAGAGGAAGUCAGCCAAUAAAGCAUCAUAGGAGCCUUUCUACAUGUUGCAGCCCCAGCCAAAGGAGUAGGAUGCUGCAGAGAAAUGCCUUUCGGAGAACUCCACCACUGCCCAGGGGUCGCCUCAAUGGGAUUACAGGACCAGCAUAUCAGCAGCUGGAGGAGCCUGGACUUAUAGAUCAGGACACAAUACCUUGUCAAGGGUGCUCCUCCACUGAUUUGACUCAACCACAGAAUAGUUCAAUAAAUAUGCAACUGCGUUCAAAAGAAACACAAUCCUAUUUUAAUAAAAUGGAUCAAAAGGACCGUGGCAGUUUUUCAACAUCUAGGGCCUGCUCUAUUCCAAUUAUACCCUCCAUGGAGCUAGAUGAUGCCUGUCUGCAAAUGCAGAAUGUUUCUGGAGUUUCGGGCAUCAAACUGUGCAAAAACUCCUAUUCCAGUGAACUUGUGAAGGUGAACAUUACACCUAGCAACUGUCUUAUAGCAGAGCAAAAAGAAGUCAAAAUUUUGCUUGACACUGUACAAGAGCAGAUACAAAUUCUGGCCAAUGCAAGAAGAAGGUCAGAGGACAUGGAAAUCAGCUGUCUAGAGACGGAGGAAAGUGCCAGUGAAAAUACAGCUUUCCUGCCCCUGAGCCCAAAAGCAAAAAUUGACCCAGAGGCACAAUUUGUUUUAAGAAAUGAAAUGCAUAGGGACUCAAUGCUCCAUGUGUGA